This is a messenger RNA of Trypanosoma conorhini, 2340 nucleotides long. RefSeq names its product dispersed gene family protein 1 (DGF-1). The transcript has a single exon. The record is from RefSeq and is a predicted model, not a curated record. Bases 1 to 2340 code for a protein of 779 amino acids. Lineage: Eukaryota; Euglenozoa; Kinetoplastea; Trypanosomatida; Trypanosomatidae.
AUGUGGAUUGUGGUGUGUGGGUGCCGCCGCAACCGGCACCGCGUGCGGCGCGGGGGCGUCGCACCCCUCCCCGUGGCGCUGCUGGUGGCGCUGGCGCUCGUUGCCGCGGGUGCCUGGAUGCCCACGGCGCACGCCGUGUUUUUCCACAUGCGGGGCGGGACGGUGGACCGAGCCGUCACCGUUGGCCGCGCCGUGGACACCGUGCUGAUGGACGGCGUGUCCAUCACGAACGGCGUGUCUGUGGUGUUCGACGUUGCGGCGAUGCUGCCCGGUGCGCUGCGCAUCGAUAUGAGGGACUGCGUGUGCGAAGGCGGGGCGCAGGUCUACGUGCAGGGCUACCGCGGCGAGCCGGCGAGCGACCGGAGCCUGGAGGUGCGCGUGAGCGGGCUGGCCGGGAGCUACUGCGCGCUCGUGUUCGCGUACAACCUGCCGGCGCACACGAACGUGACGGUCCGUGACUCGACGGUUGUGACGCCGGGACCGAUGAGCUACGCCCAAAUCGACGGGCUGAAGGACGUGGCGGCGUCGCCGCUGGUGCUGCACGCGACGUCGCUCUUGCAUGCGCAGCUGCGCGUGAACAACACCGUGCUGUCGUCGUCGUACGCCGGCGGGUCGGCGAUGUACGUUGGCGGCGGUGUGGACCUGCUGUCGAGCGCAGUGCUGCUUGACGGUGUGUCGCUGCAGGCGUCGGGCGGUUCCACUGCGCACGCGAUGUAUGUGGCGCCCGCGUCGCGGCUCAGCCUGCGGCGCCAGUCGGUGUUCUCCAUGACGAACGUGUCGGUCGCGAGCAGCGGCGGCGGCUUCGUGCUUGGCGAAAAACUCACGCUGUCCGCCUCCGUGCUGCGCUUCGUGGGCAUUCACGGGUCUUUCGCGUCCUCGCUGGUGCGCUGCGACGGGGGGACGAUCGGGGCCGGCGGGUGGCUGGACCUGUACGACGUGUGGGCGCUGGGCGAGGCGUCGUCGGUGGCGUCCCUGUCGGCGGUGACGCUGAGCGGCGGCGGCGUGUCGGUUGCGCGCUGCGUUGCCGGCGGCGCGACGCUUGUCGUCGGGCCGGAGGUCGUGAGCGGCGCGGUGUCCGUGCAGUGCAACCGUGCCGGCGGCCGGAUGCUGCAGAGCAGCGGCGACUAUCGGCUGGCGGGCCUGCCCUCCGUGGGCGUGGUGCCGUGCGACAGCUGCGCGGCGGCGCUGACCUGCUUCGGGGCGCUGACGGCGUCCUUCUCCGACUGCGCGUGCAACUGCAGCGCCGGCGGCGUGGGCGCGGCGUGCCUGCCGUUCGACGUGCCGCUCGCGAAGACCAACAGCAGCGGUGGCGCGCAGGGCUGCGUGCGUGGCGUGACGCUGACGGAGUCCACGGCGGUGGGCUUCGGGCAGGCGACGGCGUGCUUCGACUCGGUGGUGUUCAGCGGGCCGAUCACCGUGACGGCGGAGCUGGGCUCGAUGGACGCCUUCGCGGACGCGCUGAACGUGACGCUGCGCCACUGCGUGCUUGCGGGCGGCGCGCAGCUGCGGAUUGUGGGCGUCAGCGAGGGCAUGGCGCGCCUGAUGCCCCGCGUCGUCGUCAACAUGACGAACGUGACGUCGACGGAGGGCACGAUUGUGCUGCGGGGCGCUAUGCCGCUGAACUCGAGUGUGCUGCUGGCGAACUCCUCGCUGCGCGCGACGGUUGGCGGGUCGCAGUACGUGCCGACGACCGCCGGCUCCGAGGGGGCCCGCUACGGCCCCGCGCUUGUCCUGGACGGCGUCCGGCUGCUGUCGACGCAGCUUGUCGUGACGCGGUCGACGCUGGCGUGUGGCGGGAGCUCGUGCGCCGCGAUCCUCGUGGAGCACGGCCUCAGCGCGAACCUGUCAAGCGCCUUCUACAUGGACAACUGCGCCGCCACCUCGGAGGCGCACGUGAUGCACGCCCUUGCCUCGGACCUGAGCGUCGGCGGCGGCUCCGUGUUCUCGGUGCAGAACAGCUCGUGGCGGGCGGCGGGCGGCGGGUACUACGAGGCCGCGUGCACGUUUAAUAACGUUGUGGUGGACGCUGGCAGCGUGCUGCAGUUUGUGUCGAGCAAGUUUCGCCUUGGCUUUGCGCUGCUCAGCACAGACACGCUGGCCGUGAGCGGCGGCAGCUGGCUGGUGCACCGCGACAGCGAGUUCCGCACCACCUUCGUGAUGUACGUGUCUUACUUCAACGGCCUGUCCGUCAACGAUCAGAGUGUGUGGUCGAUACUUGGCAACAAGUUUAUGCGCGGUUCGUACUCGUCCGCCGUGUCCAUGACGUCAUAUUGGUCGAUGCCGCGUGGGCGAGACCGACCAUCUACGGCAUGUGCAACGAGAAGAUGGGCUCUGCCGUGA